This is a messenger RNA of Geodia barretti, 1305 nucleotides long. The record is from the annotation of a GenBank genome assembly. Lineage: Eukaryota; Metazoa; Porifera; Demospongiae; Tetractinellida; Geodiidae.
AUGGCGUCACCGGCAAAGCUGGUUAACGCCGAUACCGGGUUAAUCAGCCGCGAAAUUUUCGUAAACCAGGACAUCUACCACCAGGAACAGGAGCAGGUGUUUGCCCGCGCCUGGUUGUUUGUGGGUCACGAGGCGCAGGUCCCGAAACCUGGCGACUAUUUCGUCUCCUCUAUGGGCGAGGAGUCGGUUAUUCUGAGCCGGGACCGGGAAGGGUGGCUCCAUGUCUUCCUGAACUCCUGUAUGCACCGGGGCAUGAAGGUGUGCCGCUACGACGAGGGCAACACCCCCGUCUUCACCUGCCCAUACCACGGUUGGAGCUACGCCAACGACGGCAAGCUCGUCGGCGUACCCUAUUUUAAGGAUGCCUAUCAUCAGGAACUGGACAAGUCCAAGUGGGGUCUGAUUGAAGUUCCCCAGAUGUUCAACUACAAGGGCAGUAUUUGGGCCACUUGGGACGAUUCUGCACCUCCGUUCCUGGACUAUAUCGGGGAAUUCAAACUCUACCUGGACCUGUUGAUGGACAGCUGGGACGGUGCAGAGGGCGGGCACCGAGAAAACUUUAUUGGCGACCGUUACCACAACAUCAGCCAUCGCUCGGUUGACCUGGUGGGCAUUGGGCCCAGCGGCACCGGUCGCCGCGACCAGGGUGAAAGGGCUGGCGCCCGAUUGCUGGACGUGAGUUUUCCGGAGCGUGGUCACGGGACGGUGAUGGCUCUUCGACCAACGGACGCUCCCAUACCCCAGGCGUACCAGGACUUGCCAAUCCUGUCCGAGUACUUCCGGCACUGCGAGGAAGAAAGGAAACAAAAGGACGGUCAGCUUUGGCGAAUGCUGGGCGGGCCGGGCACCGUUUUCCCCAACAUGUCCUACCUGCCGCGUCAGCCCAGGAGCAUCGCAGUAUGGCACCCCAGGGGCGUCAACCAGACCGAAGUAUGGCGUUGGUUCAUGGUGGAUGCCCAUGCGCCCCAGGAGGUCAAGGACUACCUGAGGCAUUACUACAUCCGGUACUCGGGACCCGGGGGCCUGACCGAGCAGGAUGACAUGGAAAACUGGAACUACGCCCACUCGGCCAGUAGCGGGGUCGUGGCCCGUCGUCAUGCCUACAAUUACGAGAUGGGCCUGGGACACGGUACGCCCGCCUACGAAAACGACGGGUUGAAGCUGCCGGGACUGAUCCUCGACACCACCGAGGCCAGGGCCGCGGAACAAAACCAGCGAGGCUUUUACCGCCGUUGGGCGGAGUUCAUGGACGCCGAUGGCUGGGGCAGCCUGGCCAACUGGCAGAACGGCAACAGCCACGGCUAA